This is a messenger RNA of Piliocolobus tephrosceles (Ugandan red Colobus), 652 nucleotides long. Its product is annotated as prosaposin-like. The transcript is spliced from 2 exons. Gene Ontology annotation, biological process: sphingolipid metabolic process. The record is from RefSeq and is a predicted model, not a curated record. Lineage: Eukaryota; Metazoa; Chordata; Mammalia; Primates; Cercopithecidae. The annotation marks the transcript as partial. Gene Ontology annotation, cellular component: lysosome.
AGGCACCAGAUGGCCUGUCUUAUUUUCCCCCCGGGGAGAGGAUUUUCAGCAGGACUUCUUUCCUUCCCACCAGAGCCGUCCUGGGGAGGUGUGCUCUGCUCUCAACCUCUGCGAGUCUCUCCAGAAGCACCUGGCAGAGCUGAAUCACCAGAAGCAGCUGGAGUCUAAUAAGAUCCCAGAGCUGGACAUGACUGAGGUGGUGGCCCCCUUCAUGGCCAACAUCCCUCUCCUCCUCUACCCUCAGGACGGCCCCCGCAGCAAGCCCCAGCCAAAGGAUAAUGGGGACGUUUGCCAGGACUGCGUUCAGAUGGUGACCGACAUCCAGACUGCUGUACGGACCAACUCCACCUUUGUCCAGGCCUUGGUGGAACAUGUCAAGGAGGAGUGUGACCGCCUGGGCCCCGGCAUGGCCGACAUGGUGAGCCUUGUGUCCUUGUGCAUUGAGGAUGGUCUGGGUCUGGGAGUUGGGCUCUGGAGGCUGGAGUAGGGCGUUCAGACAACAUGGUUUUCUGUUUAACCAGAAAGCAGCUUGAAUAGGUAGUACAGACUGGAAUCUGUUUUGGUUAAUGGCAUCUGGAUAUGUAAUAAAACUGGGGACAAAAAGUAGGAGACUGUUUCUGGGAAGAUUUUGUUUCCUGCCAGGCACCCUGUG